GAUUUAUUCAACACAUGCUUUUUUCAUUGAUGAACAAAUCAUGAGAUAUAUUUGUGCAUUGUUUAUUGUGAGCAUUGUUCAUAUUGUGCAACAUGUUGCGAAAUCAGAAAGUCAACCUGAAUCAAAUGCAAAUGAAUUGAUCGACACAAUGCCAGACGCACAUCCAAUGGCAUUACGUCGAAUACGCAGUGUUGUGCGAAUUAAUAGCAAACGAAAACGGUCAACAAGUCGCUCAAGAAGUUCCACUAAUCGUCGUACCUAUAUAACAAAAAGAACAUCAAGCGCGUUGAAAAAACGCUCGAAAAAAUGCUGCUCGAAACGGAAACACUUAAGACAAAAGAAAAAACGACGACGGAGAAGGAGAAGAAAAUGUACAACAACAAUCGCUUCAACUUUGUCGACAUUAUUGAGUACGGUAGUAGCUUCAUCGAGUGCCUUAGUAACAAGCAGCAGCGGUAGUACAUCCGUUACUGUUUCGGGCUCUACGGGUUCGGGCUCUACGGGUUCGGGCUCUUCGAACAGUUCUAUCAGUGCAGGAGCGAAUGGAACGAAUAAUAUUGUUAUAAACAUUAAUAACGAUAUUUCUAUCAUAAAUAACAACACAAAUAUUAAUAUAAAUACAGCACCGAGUUCAGGCAGUACAGGCAGUACAGGCAGUACAGGCAGUACAAGCACUACAGGCACAACAGGCAGUACAAGCACUACAGGCACAACAGGCAGUACAAGUGGUACAGAAAGUACAAAUGGUGGCGGUGGCGGUGGCGGUGGUAGUGCUACAGCAGAAGGAAAUGCGGAAGCUAGCGGUGAUAAUGCGUCGGCGAAUGCUAGUGCAAAUGCAACAGUUACUGGGUGAUCCACAUAAAAGCAACAUGAUCCCAUCGAAAAUGGAAAAAAAAUAUUAACAUUUCAAAACGUUAAAAAUGCAACCGAAACGAGAAAAAAACAAACAAACAUACAUUUUACAUAACAAGAUUUUCACAAAAAUAACGCUAUCAUACUAAUGUCAUAAAAUGUUUACUUCAUUUCGC
Messenger RNA from Contarinia nasturtii (swede midge), 1028 nucleotides. Its product is annotated as putative lysozyme-like protein. The transcript is spliced from 3 exons. The record is from RefSeq and is a predicted model, not a curated record. Bases 41 to 853 code for a protein of 270 amino acids. NCBI's taxonomy places the organism in Eukaryota, Metazoa, Arthropoda, Insecta, Diptera, Cecidomyiidae.